Messenger RNA from Helobdella robusta, 429 nucleotides. RefSeq lists its product as hypothetical. The annotation marks the transcript as partial. NCBI's taxonomy places the organism in Eukaryota, Metazoa, Annelida, Clitellata, Rhynchobdellida, Glossiphoniidae. The transcript has a single exon. The record is from RefSeq and is a predicted model, not a curated record. Gene Ontology annotation, molecular function: RNA binding.
GGUUCCAAGAUAAAAGCCCUGAGAGCAAAAACGAACACGUACAUAAAGACGCCAGUUCGUGGCGAGGACCCCAUCUUCGUGGUGACCGGCAGGCCCGAUGACGUCAUGGCCGCCAAGAUGGAAAUUCUCUCCGUGGCCGAACACUUCGACAACGUUGUUGCCCUCAAUAAAAUUAGACCGGAAAUGCUCAACGAUGACCCGUCGGGGUCAGCUAAUCACGUGACCGUCAAAGUCAGAGUUCCGUAUAGAGUAGUGGGGCUGUUAGUCGGACCGAAGGGGGCCACCAUAAAACGGAUACAACUGGACUCCCAGACGUACAUUGUUACUCCGAGUCGAGAUAAGGAGCCGAUAUUUGAGAUCACCGGCACACCUGAAAACGUUGAGAGAGCCAAAGUGGAGAUAGAAGGCUACAUAGCUCUGAGGACGGGA